CCGCAAACACCCCAGCCAACGAACUCCAAGCGUUCGCGGCGGUCCCCCACCACAACACCAAAACGGACCCAUCUGUGGGAUGACGACGGCGUUGCGGCGUUGUUCCAUCUACGCUACAAGUCCCACUUGGCGCUUCGCUUCGAAUCUAAGAACAACGCUGAGAAGAAGGCUGCCUAUGUCAUGCUUGCUGCUGAGUUGAGCGUGUCCAUGGAGCGAGACAUUUCGGUCGCCUAGAUACAGGACAAGGUACAUAUGUGUGCUUGCAUUUGGUACCAUAAAAAUUUCCAAUUCAUAGUUUACGAAAAUGAAAGCGGCAUGGGUAAUUUCUAAGCCUUCCAGUCCCAGCCAGACUGGGAACGCUGCGUUGUCACCCCUGCCGUUGCAUUACGAUGUGAUGCUGGAGUAUUGGAGCGCGAAAAAGGGGUAUCAGCGAGAAUCGCUGAUGUCGACUGACGUUACAGACGACAAACGCAACGAUUACUCGGACGACAUCGAUAUCAAGGAUGAGCACGAUUUGAAGGAUCAGAGCGAUGAUGAAACAUCGUACGAACGUCGAAAGAAGCGAUCGAAAGUGGUUAAACCCAAGAAACAUAGUGAGGCCUUGGAGGCCGGCUUCUUGGCUCUCAAGGAUGGACUGAUUCACUUGGGGACAUCGCUAGCUGCUGCGCCCACUGUCAGUCACGUGCCAACAACUGGAACGACUAUGGACGAUGUAUUGCGUGCAAUUCAAGGACAGUCCGCGACGAUGGCCAAACUCCUCGCCCAUUUAGUUGCCCAAAAAGAAAAUUGA
Molecule: messenger RNA, 790 nt
Organism: Aphanomyces astaci
Lineage: Eukaryota; Oomycota; Saprolegniomycetes; Saprolegniales; Verrucalvaceae
Exons: 2
Coding region: 305-790 (161 amino acids)
Source: RefSeq, a predicted model, not a curated record